AAGGAAUUAAAUAAAAACAACCAACCAUUACGUAAAAGAACAAGAGCAACACCAGAGCAAUUGUCAGUGUUGGAAAAGACAUUUACAAUCAAUCAAAGCCCAAACAAUAGAAUGCGUGAACAAUUAUCAAGAGAAUUGGGUAUGUCUGAACGGUCUAUCCAGGUCUGGUUUCAAAAUCGUCGUGCAAAAGUGAAAAAUAUGGCAAAAAGAUCGUCUAUGCUACACAAUGAAACACUAAGGAUGCAAUAUGAUGCUGCUAAUGCUGCUGCUGCUGCUUGCCAAGCUGCACUCUUUCAACAAAAUCCAUUGGCCGCCCAGGAUCCUGUGAAAUCAAACCCUGAAUUGUAUUACUAUUACUAUUACUAUUACUUUAACCAACAGAAGCAAAAACAGAUCAAUGCUCAUCUCAGAUCUAUCCUCAUUCCUCCUCCACCUCCACCUCCUCCAGUACAGUCCUCAUCUUCACCACAACCACUCUUUACGGACUUUGAUAGAAAGAAUCGCAUGCGUGCUCACACUGUUGGACCUUACCCUGUAUAUCACCGACCUCAAUUUCAAAGAGGCACAUCUGUAGAUAUUAAUCAUAAUGACCUUAUCCUUGAUGACAAUACCAAUUUCAUAAAUAACAACAACAACUCAUUCGUCUCUUUUCAGCAACAAAUGAAUAGUCCUUGGACUGAUAUAUCUUUUUAUGAUGAUGUUUCUUCUUCCUCUACUGCUACCACAACAUCAGCGGCUACUACCAAUCCUUCAAAUUCACUCACAGUCCCUAUCGCCAUGCAUACAUCACAUUCUUUUUCUACCGAGUCACUUCAAAUCGGUACUUGGAAAAGAGUGAAAUUCGAAACAAGUGAUCUCACUUGUUCAUUUGAUAAACAGCGUCAUAUGUUCAUCUGGUGUAUUCAAGAUGGUGCUUGUAGCUUUAAGAUGGAAUUUCAUCAGGACGCUGUUCAAAGUAUUACCUUAAUCCCUAUCAACACGUGGUCUCGUCUGGAAUUUCAAGUGAUUCCUCAGCAAAUCUCGUUUUAUAUGAAUAAUGGUCAACAAUGGGUUCAAUGUAGAGAUUAUACCGAGGAUAGACAGGCCUCGGUGAUCAGUCUUCAUCACCUCGAGGGUCCUACUCUCCUGUUAAAAUCGGAGUUGCAGCAACUGGUGCAGGAAAACACAAGAAUUGCUUCUGUUUAUAAAUAAGUGCCACUCCCCUUUUUUUUCUAUGUAUGUAUGACAAAUGUAUAUUAAGCCUCUUUAUGAUUUGCGCGG
Rhizopus microsporus ATCC 52813 is the source of this 1260-nucleotide messenger RNA. RefSeq lists its product as uncharacterized. The coding region runs from base 112 to 1191 and encodes 359 amino acids. Gene Ontology annotation, cellular component: nucleus. Gene Ontology annotation, molecular function: sequence-specific double-stranded DNA binding; DNA-binding transcription factor activity, RNA polymerase II-specific. Gene Ontology annotation, biological process: regulation of transcription by RNA polymerase II. NCBI's taxonomy places the organism in Eukaryota, Fungi, Mucoromycota, Mucoromycetes, Mucorales, Rhizopodaceae. The record is from RefSeq and is a predicted model, not a curated record. The transcript has 2 exons.